GAUAUUGGAUAUUGAGCAUUGUACCUUGGUGGCUACUUUGAAUCGCUUCAUUAUUUAGCAAAUGCCGGACUAUUUGGGCUCCGACCAACGUAAGACGAAAGAUCAAAAAGAUGAUGAAAAACCUAUCAAGGCUCUUGAUGAGGGUGAUAUUGCCUUACUGAAGACAUACAGUUCGGCUGCAUACAGUAAAGAAAUAAAGCAGUGUGAAGAUGACAUUCAGACUUAUAUGAAACGUGUCAACGAGCUGACAGGGCUUAAAGAGUCGGAUACCGGCUUAGCUCCGCCUGCCCUUUGGGAUCUAGCUGCUGACAAAGCCUGCUUAUCAAACGAACAUCCGCUGCAGGUAGCACGGUGCACGAAGAUAAUCAACUCUGAUACUGAGGAACCUAAGUACAUCAUUAAUGUCAAACAGUUUGCGAAAUUCGUUGUUGAUCUAGCCGACACAGUGGCUCCAACUGAUAUUGAAGAGGGAAUGCGUGUUGGAGUCGACCGCACAAAAUAUCAAAUUCACAUUCCUUUACCUCCCAAAAUCGAUCCGAGUGUAACAAUGAUGCAGGUGGAGGACAAACCGGAUGUUACUUAUAGUGAUGUCGGUGGGUGCAAAGAACAAAUAGAGAAGUUGAGGGAAGUCGUAGAAUUGCCUCUACUUCAUCCUGAAAAGUUCGUCAAUCUGGGCAUCGAACCUCCUAAAGGUGUAUUACUGUUUGGCCCUCCUGGGACAGGUAAAACAUUGUGUGCUCGAGCAGUUGCUAAUCGUACCGAUGCCUGUUUUAUUCGCGUCAUUGGGUCUGAAUUAGUCCAGAAGUAUGUUGGUGAAGGUGCGCGCAUGGUUAGAGAAUUGUUCGAGCUGGCUAGAUCGAAGAAAGCAUGUAUCAUAUUUUUUGACGAAAUAGAUGCUGUCGGUGGUGCUCGUUUUGAUGACGGAUUGGGCGGUGAGAAUGAAGUUCAGAGAACUAUGCUUGAAUUAAUUAAUCAGUUAGAUGGUUUUGAUCCUAGAGGUAACAUAAAAGUACUAAUGGCCACCAAUCGACCUGACACUCUUGAUCCUGCUCUUGUUAGACCUGGUCGUUUGGAUCGAAAAGUUGAGUUUGGUUUACCUGAUCUCGAAGGUCGUACUCAUAUAUUUAAAAUACAUGCUCGUUCCAUGUCCGUUGAGAAAGAUAUUCGUUACGAGCUUCUUGCUCGUCUUUGUCCAAAUAGUACUGACAUAUGUGUAAGAAGUUACAUUUGUUUUUCGCAGUAAAUGCGAAGCCUAAUUUAGCUGAAGGUUUUCAAAAUGGCCGUAAGAAUACACAUAAAUAUUGAUAACUCGAUAUCUGACGGAAAAUGUGUUAUCUAUAAUCUUUAACCAUCGGUUACUAUUGCCUUAAAGACUCCAACCAGGUAGUGUAAACCUACUAACAUGGCUUAGUCCAGUCUUCAAUGUUUUCAUCGACUAUUAACUGAGGUGAGCAAAUGAGAUAAGUAAGUAAGUAAAUACGAUGACAUUGCUUAAAAUUGUUUGCAAUGGCUCAGAUGCAUUCAUUCUAUGUCUUCUCAAAUUCUAAUCUGAAUUCCUCUUGAUCUUCUCUUUUAAAAUCUAUUUUACUGAAUUAUGCCCCUCGAAUCGUAUCUUCGAUCCGUAAUAUCCUCCAUUACCGCUGAUACUUCUACUACCUCCACUACUAUGAGAUUUGAAUUGAC
Messenger RNA from Schistosoma turkestanicum, 1683 nucleotides. The record is from the annotation of a GenBank genome assembly. NCBI's taxonomy places the organism in Eukaryota, Metazoa, Platyhelminthes, Trematoda, Strigeidida, Schistosomatidae.